UAUGGAAUGUUUCUAUCCCUAUGGAUAUAUAUAGAUUGGAUAAAAAAAAUUGAAGACACACAGACUCUACAGACCUGAUCCAAUUGGGUUCAUGGAAAACUUUGGUGAAGCAACGAAGCAUGGAAUUGGGGAAAGCGGUGAUGAACCACCAGCUAAGAUCAGAUGUACGGAAAGCAGCUUAACAAAUACAGAUUCGAUCAAACUCUCCGAUUCUAUUUUGCUGUUUCGAGAUAAAAAAAUUUCGAACCAUGGUGAUGUAUAUGAAGGAGAAAUAUCGAGUGCAACUUAUGGAACUCGUCCGAUUGCAAUAAAGUUUGUUCAAUACAACAAACAAAGUGUGGAAGAGGCAAAAAUUCUUUACCUACUGAACCCUCACACUCAUGUAGUCUCUGUGAUUCAUUCAGAUGAAUACCAUCAAGGUCCAAUGAAAUAUAUGUACAUUGCAAUGGACAAAUGUAACCAAGACAACUUGAGAGGUUUUGUUGAAAAUCGAAAGAAAGCCGAUAUCCCAUUCGAUCCUGAACUUGCACUUGAUUUUGCAAAACAGUUAUUUGCUGGAAUUUUAUACAUUCAUGAUAAACUUGUGGUGCACAAAGAUCUCAAGCCUGAUAAUGUGUUCUUAUCCCUGGAUCAAAAAGUUGUCAAAAUUGGUGAUUUUGGCAUAAGUGAAGUCAUCGAGUCCAAGACACAAACAGUUUACACCAGAAAAGGUCUUGGUACUGACGGUUACAGACCCCCUGAAUCAUUUGUGCCUGGAUUUCCAACUUCCCAAAAAACUGACAUAUAUUCACUGGCUGUCAUUGUUUACUAUGUAUGGAGUGACGGUAAACAUCCCUUUGGUGACGAAAGGGAUCUAUGGAAUCAUUUCAUGAAAAACCAUAAAAACCUGGACCUGGAUGGACUUUUAGUUCCAGAAAAAGAAAUUGCGAAAGAUUUACUGGAAUGGAUGCUGCAGUUUGUUCCUCGUAAACGUCCAAUGAUAAACGAGGUUCUCUCUCAUAAAUAUAUGGCUCCAUCGAAUGUAAAAGGUUCACUAUUCCGAGAUUUGCAGGAAGAAUUUGCACCUGGCAGGUCUCAAACAAGCAUCCAUGACGAACUUUUGCUUCCACAUUUUGAAAAUGGAACUUUCAAAUCAGAUUCGCCAACAAAAAAGAAAACUAAAAGUCAUUCUUCACAAGUUGCAACUUCAUUAUCAAAGCUUGUUAACAAUAUCCACUUUGCAAAAUAUCUUGAAGCCAAAGAAAAGAAUAGAAAGGCAGCUCUGAACUCAAAAAAUCGCAAACAACUCACUGAUGACAUCUUGUGGUCUAAAGACAAUGUGGUUUAUGAGAGUUUAAAUUUCACAGUUUACGAAGGUCAACGGAAACUUCCAAAUUCAGUUACAGAACCCUUAGCAAUAUGGGUGUGUUCUUUGCGGAAUGAAAACUUUCUACACGAACUAAAAGCUCUUCAGCAACUUCCACCUCAUUCAAACGUAAUCUCUGUUAUUGCUAGUGGUCGUUUGAUUGAAACAUGUCAAAUUUUUGUUGCUACUGAAAGAUGCCAGUUCCAAACUCUUGGUAAUUAUUAUAAAGAAAGAACGAAAAACAAAAUUCUUUUUGAUCCUAGACUUGCUCUCAUACAUGCAAAACACUUUAAAGAUGAUAUUUUAUCCUUGUGUCACAUCUUGUAUAAAUUGUGGUCUAAUAAACUGAUUGACCGAAGGCUAAUCUCAGAUUCUACAGUAGCUAUGGAUCCAAGUGCUUUACUGAUUCCUAACCCUCACUUGGCCUUUGAUUUGCUCACAAGAAUGACACACAAAGAUAAAGACCAACGACUAACAAUUCAGCAGGUUGUUGAUCAUAAAUUCUGGAAAAGUAUCAACAUUUAG
Molecule: messenger RNA, 1870 nt
Organism: Styela clava
Lineage: Eukaryota; Metazoa; Chordata; Ascidiacea; Stolidobranchia; Styelidae
Source: RefSeq, a predicted model, not a curated record